CCACAUCAUAAUCAGGAGACAUCGAUACGACCCAAACAAACCUUCCUAGCUAGCUAGCUAAAUGUUACCGUUAAACAUAAAUGACUUUAAAAAUUAGGAUUAAUGUCGUAUUGUGAGGGUAACCAUGAUUUCAGUGAGCUAUAUUCUGCUAUGCGGGCAAUUUCUGCUACUACUGGCGGUGAUUUUUUUGCAAUGUCUGGAAGGAAUUUAUUCCCAAAACUCCACGACAAUGGAGACUCCUGCUGCUUCUCCUGGCCAGGGGGUUAGCGUUACCGCAAUCCCGUUCAGCGAGCAGCCGUCCGAAAUAGUGAAACAUGAAAUAGAAAAUCCGAAUAAUACAGAAUUCGAGUACAGACCACCUUCGCCAGUCGUCCUCUGCAGUUAUCUGCCGGAGGAGUUCAUCUACUGUCAAGAGCCUGUGGAUCAUGCAGGCAACUACAGUGCUUUUCAGGAGUUGGGCUAUGGUUGUGUGGGGUGGGGUGGCCAGACUCAGAAAGAAGUGAACCACACCCGAGUUAUCUGCACUGCACUGGAUGAUAUAGAGUGUGCUGGACCCAGAGAAUUCCUUCGAGGAAACGUGCCCUGCAUCAGAUACACCGGGCACUAUUUUAUCACCACACUGCUCUACUCUUUCUUCCUGGGCUGUUUCGGGGUCGAUCGUUUCUGCCUGGGCCACACCGGCACUGCUGUCGGGAAGCUGCUCACCCUGGGAGGCCUGGGCAUCUGGUGGUUUGUGGACUUGAUCUUGCUCAUUACUGGCGGCCUGAUGCCCAGUGAUUACAGCAACUGGUGCACCUACUACUGAGACCAACAGCAAAGCGUGACCAAGGAGUGAGUCAGAUAUUCAAUUAGAUUGUGAGAACUCCAGGGAUGCAGCCUCAGAAUGACAGUUAUAAAUCUGUAGGCUGUUCUAAGAGGAUUAACAGCUCUGCUGUGCUGAGUGGGCUCCAGGGAGCGCCUAAGGACCCUGACAGGGUUCCCAGGGGCUUCUGAGAAAAAUGUGGAAUAAUUUGAUUUCAUUCCAAUUUAAUUCACCUGAAAUUUACCACUGUGCGAAUGUAUAAGAAUUACUGCAGUAUUCCCAGCUUUCACCAUGGCAGCAGUGAUGGUCUUUUUAGUUGUUAAUUAAUUACUAAGUUAAGGUUACUAUUAUGCCUAUCUGGCUCAUCUGACCUGAACCACAGGAAAAAAAGGGUUUUGGUUUUUAGUUCUGGUUUGUUUGUUGUGUUUACACUAAUUUAUUACAAACAAACCAAGCCACAUGGACUGACAGGUAACUUAUGGAGUGGACUAUAUUGGUGAUUGUCAUCCUGCCUCAUCAGCUCUACAUGGACACACAUGGGAAAAGUAAAUGUUAAGAAAUGACAUGUUUGUAUUU
Messenger RNA from Monopterus albus (swamp eel), 1378 nucleotides. It is a transcript of the gene tm2d2, whose product is annotated as TM2 domain containing 2. The transcript is spliced from 4 exons. The record is from RefSeq and is a predicted model, not a curated record. NCBI's taxonomy places the organism in Eukaryota, Metazoa, Chordata, Actinopteri, Synbranchiformes, Synbranchidae. The coding region runs from base 125 to 805 and encodes 226 amino acids.